Molecule: messenger RNA, 1978 nt
Organism: Hydractinia symbiolongicarpus
Lineage: Eukaryota; Metazoa; Cnidaria; Hydrozoa; Anthoathecata; Hydractiniidae
Product: serine proteinase stubble-like
Exons: 6
Coding region: 94-1800 (568 amino acids)
Biological process (GO): proteolysis
Molecular function (GO): serine-type endopeptidase activity
Source: RefSeq, a predicted model, not a curated record
ACACAGUCGCAAGAUGAAGGUUUAUGGACUGAUGUUAAUAUUUAUGGCCUCAAUUCUUGAAUUUGGGGAAGGUAUUUGCAAUUUUAGUGGAUUAUGUACGAAACAAGAAAAUGUCAGCUAUACAGUGAAGGAUUUAAGAAUUUUUUCGCGAUUUUUUUAUUCAUUUCUUUAUUUGUUCAAUAUUUAGCAAGUUCAUUUAUUUUUGCUAUAGGUUGUCGAGAUUUGUCAAGUUACUGUCUAUACUACAGAAGAUCUUGUGGCACUAACUAUGCUUAUAUGUACAAAAACUGCAGAAGAACUUGCGGGUGGUGUCCCAGAGUCUAUGUACCACAACCAUGCAGGGAUGUCUCGUCGUCUUAUAAUUGCCGGACGUGGAAGUAUUAUAAUUACUGUCAUUACAGGAGCCGCUAUUAUAAUUCAAUGAAAUAUUAUUGCAAAAGAACUUGUGGUUUCUGCAGAACUGUCAGGCCUACUAGAAGUCCGCGAAAAACAAUCAAAAAGCCGAAGGUUACUAUUAAAAUUCGCCCACCACCUCGACCAACAACAAAAACUACAACAACAAAAACGACGACGACUACUACAACCACAACAAGACCUACAACCAAAACAACAACAACUAAAACUACCACCAAAGUUCCGACAACAACGACCACAACGACAACUCGCACAACAACUAAAAUGCCGACAACGACAACCAAAACUAGUACUACAAUUAAAGCAACGACGACGGCAACAACAACUAGUACUACAACUAAAGUACCGACGACGUGGACGACAACUAAAGUAGAAAUAACAAAGAAAAACAAAAAGGUUUCAGUAAAAAAAAUUAUAAGAAGUAAAGAAGAUAUAUUUACCGGCAAAUCCGAUAACAAAGAUAUCGUUGAUUCCUGUACAGAUUUACGACCAGGCUUUUGUCAUACAGCUGGUACAUCACCAUUUAUUUAUUGUCAGUAUAAAGCUGGAAGAAAGCAUAAAUUGUUUUUGAUGUUAAACGAUGUAUGUCGUAAAACAUGUGGCUUAUGCGGUAAUGCAAAACAUUGUGGUUACCAGAGAAAAAGGCCAAUCCUUCCAGCUGGAAUGAAGCCAUUUCCUGGUGGUUGGACAUGGCAAGCAGCUAUCUAUAAAGAUAACAAUUACUACUGCUCCGGUGCAUUAAUCGCACGAAGACUUGUGUUAACUUCCUUAGAGUGUGCUAAAAAACUUCAAGACGUGUCCGAAGUUUCAGUCAGGCUGGGAAUAUACUCAAGAAAUUCAAAUGAAGGACAAGAAUACAAAGUUGUAAGUUUCACGUACUAUUCCACCCCACAAGAAGAAAACGCCCAACAUGAGAUAAGCAUACUGACAUUAGAAACAUCUGCCAUAUUGAAUUAUUAUGUUGGUCUCAUAUGUUUACCAGAUAAAGACGUUGAGGAGAAAGCUGAGUGCUUUGUCACAGGUUGGGACAGACCAUCACCAUUUUCUGACCACAGCGACACACUCGAAGAAACCAAAAUGUCAAUUCUGUCCGAAGGCAAAUGCAAAAAAAAUUUUCCUGCAAAAGAAAUGUUGAAAAAUAGAUUUUGUGGGAAAAGCAGUAUGCAAAAAGUUCGGGGUGACAUUGGAGGACCUCUGGUGUGCAAAUCAAGGACAGGAUAUUGGGCUCUGCAAGGUCUUGUGUAUUUUGGUGCAUCUCAAGAUGAUGGAAGACAUCGUUAUACUUUGUUCACAAACAUUUAUAAAUAUAGAACGUGGAUUAACGAUAACAUCAAGAGAAGUGAAAGCAUCGUCAAUAGAUGGGAACAUGUGAAUGAAUAUUCAUGAUUAUUCGAGGUUAUCGCACCAGCUUAACGAUUAAUUUUGACACAAAAAACAUGCAAGCUGGACAAGAUGGUAUUAAUCCCUACAUGAUAAAAUGUAUAAUCAUUAACCACCUACCAUACAUUUUGUAUCUAUAAGUAUUUCAAAACUAAUAUUAGUAAAAAUUAGUCCAAAAAACUUC